Molecule: messenger RNA, 1641 nt
Organism: Cyphellophora attinorum
Lineage: Eukaryota; Fungi; Ascomycota; Eurotiomycetes; Chaetothyriales; Cyphellophoraceae
Product: Fluconazole resistance protein 1
Exons: 2
Coding region: 1-1641 (546 amino acids)
Biological process (GO): transmembrane transport
Molecular function (GO): transmembrane transporter activity
Source: RefSeq, a predicted model, not a curated record
AUGGCCGAAGAUGAAAGUGUACCUGCGCCAGAAGUCGUCGCGUUGCCAAGCGAGAAAAAUGAGGAUGUCUCGAACGGGGAUGAAAUCGUUCGAUGGUCGGACGGCAUCGAGUACCGUCAAAUGGCUUUCGACAGCCACAUACCAGUCAUAACAGUGCAGCAACCAGGCUCAAUGAUUGACAUACCGCCAUGUCCCGAUCUCAGCCGGUAUCAAAGCCCCUACCAAUGGUCUGCCACACGGAAGAACCUCAUGACAUAUCUGGCUUGCUCAGUCAAUGGUGUCGCUGCCUACGCUUCCGGAUCGUACGCUUCGCCUGAAGACCAGCUUAGGCAAAAAUGGGGUGUUUCGCAUGCUGUUUUCAUGCUGGGCAUCACGGUAUUUACGAUUGGGUUUGGAGUUGCGCCCAUGAUUCUGGCACCAUUCUCAGAAAUCAAUGGCAGAAGACCCGUGUUCGUGUUGACAGGCAUACUGUUCGUUGCGAUGCAGGCGGCUUGUGCUCUGACGCCCACUUUCUCGGGUAUGCUCGUUUGCCGCUUCUUGAUGGGUGUGGGAGGCUCGACAUUCUCGACAAUGGUCGGAGGCAUUCUCGCGGACAUGUGGUCCAGCAAAGAACGAAACACCCCCAUGGUUCUGUUUACCGGUGCAACACUGUUCGGCACGGGAUUGGGACCCCUUGUUUCCGGCGUCAUCGCCCAGAGAUUGCUCUGGCGAUGGGUCUUCUACGUUCAGAUCAUUAGUUCCGGCCUCAUCGUUGGACUUGUGGCUGCUUUCUUCAGCGAGACCCGCGGCAGCACUAUCCUUGAGCAGAAGGCAAAGGCCAUCAAUCAAUGGUACGACAAGCUCGACGCCCUAGGCGUGUACCUACAAGACGACAGACCGACUUCCGAUUCGCAGCACCCUUACCACCGUAUCCGCUACACUACCAAUAACCCCAAGCCCUCCGUCUUCAAGAUGAUCGGCCACUCCCUCUACCGGCCCAUGCACAUGCUCGUCACAGAGCCCGUCGUCAUGUCCUUCAGCGCCUGGAUCUCCUUCGCCUGGGCCAUCCUCUACCUCCAAUUCGGCUCCGUGCCCCUCAUCUUCAGCACAAGCUACAAUUUCUCCCUCGAGCAGACCGGCUACGUCUUCACCUCGCAAUGCGUGGCGGCCAUUAUCUCGACCGUUCUCCAUAUACGUCAAGAGCCUUUCAUGCUGAAAUACUACCCUUCCAAGAUGACCACGCCCGAGGGCAGGCUACUGCCUACUUGCAUCAUGGCCACCUUCCUGCCCAUAUCCCUCUUCUGGCUCGGCUGGACCUGUUUCCCGUCGAUCCACUGGAUCCUGCCCACGAUUGCAGUCGGCAUCGCCACCAUGGGAAUUUUCUCCAUCUUCCUUGCCGUGUUCAACUAUACUGCUGACGCGUACGGGCCGUACACAUCCAGUGCUCUGGCCGCGUCUGGGGUGUGUCGAAACUUGCUGGGUGGGGCGUUCCCAUUGGUGGUUCACCCAUUAUACCUGAAUCUAGGAUUCCAAGCCGCGAGCAGUCUACUGGGCGCGGUGGCGGUGGUGUUGACGCUCGUGCCAGUCGUGCUGGUGUGGAAGGGGCCAAGGAUCAGGGAGCGGAGUCGGAUUGCGAAGGAGUUCGUGGGCAAGGAGGGCUGA